UGUCUGCUACAUUUCAGCUGUCUCGAACGCUCGCGCGAGCUGAUGGCUUCUGCACGCGGGUGCGGUUGAGCUGCGAGCCCGUUAUUAAACGCGGACGACGGCCAGGCCAGCAGCGCCUCGCCCUCGAUCCCCUUCCGUUCAUCCUCCUCCAACUCCUCCUCGUCGUUCCCCUUCGUAGGUUCGCUGCAUUGCCCGUCGCCGCCAUGGCCGCCAGAGGCAGCAAGAAGCGCAAGGUCGUUGCCGCGGAGGAGGGCCUGGGUCUGGGCAUCAUCGGAGCAGGGCCGUCGUCGUCUCCUCCGUCCGGGUCUCGUGACUCGGAUUCCGAUCGGGGGUCGCGCGACUCGCUGUAGUCGCUGCUGUCGGACGCCACCUCGAGCUUUUUCACCCAAGACGACGCCGUCGACGCUGCUUCGCGACUCCUCACCGCCGUCGUCGCCAGGUCGCCCGAAGCCGUCGCCGCGUUCGUCCGGCGACUCACUCCGGAAACAGUGUUGCGCUGCAUCGAUUGGGACCUCAUCCCGUCCGGCGACGCAAGAAAGAUUGCGGAGGGUCGAACACAUUGGACCGAGGAAGAGCUUCGCGUCUUCCUCCAUAGCUGCUUGGAGGAGAUUCAGGCUCGCAACAUCAUCUCCUCGUCCCCCGAAGCACAAGGGUACAUCAAUUUGGAGAGGAAGAUGUUAGAGAGGGCAGGAAAGAGAGUAACCAAGAAGCAAGUGAAGUGGCGCUGGGCAAAAUCUCGCAAAAAUUUCGGCAUGUGGACUUGGCUGGAAUCCAAGGCCACCGGACUUGGCCGUGACACCGUCUCUCAGGCCAUCCUCGCCUCCGACGAGUGGUGGGAAAUCCAGGAGUCGGAAAGGAAAGGGGCCAAGGCAUUCAAGGAUGCUCCUCUCAAGUGUAUCGACGAGCACCAUGCUGUUUUCCGAGGACGCACGGUCGUCCAGGACCACUCCAAUGUGCAACCAGCACAUCAACCAAUGAUCAAUGUGGAGGACAUUAGGGCACAACCACCAUCCCCAGCAGCAGCUGCAGCCAGGGCGAAGGGCAAGAGGCCUUGUGCCAGUGAGACUGAAACUUCAGGGAGCUCUUCAAAGAGCAGGACAUGCAGUGACUCCAGCGACGAGGCUCUCCACAGGCUAGCUGAUGAUGAUUCGAGGGUCGAGUCCAUGGAGAGCCGUGCGGAGAAGAAGAAGGCGAGAGGCGCAAGGGCUUGCAUGGACAUGGUGGUGGCCGAUGGAUACCGCCCGUGCAGCGAUUUGUGGCUCAUGGCACUCGCGCUGUUCCUUGACCCGUAUUGGCGUCAGUUCUUCCUCGACGAUUGCACCACUGCAGAGUCUCGUCUCCGGUUCAUUCAGGUGCACUACAACUGGCUGCGUAGGGGAGCGGCACCGCCUGCAGCAGCGCACCGCAACCAACCUGUUUGUUGACAGCGUAAUUUGCAUAAUAUAAGGGAUUUUGGUGGAUUGUGAUACCUAUUUAGAUUCGUAGUAGUAGGAUGUGUCACUUUCCAUCAAAAUUUAGUUUCAUUUGAGCGGUCCAAAUUUUAUUAUUGCUAGGGCAUGUUGAGGGUUUUGUGGAACUGCAACCAACUUGUUUGUUGCCAGUGUAAUUUGGCCAAUACUACUAGUUAGUUAUAUUUGAGCGGGCCAAAUUAUUUGGAAUAGCUAGUAUAUGGUGAGGGUUGUGUGAAAC
Molecule: messenger RNA, 1689 nt
Organism: Oryza sativa Japonica Group (Japanese rice)
Lineage: Eukaryota; Viridiplantae; Streptophyta; Magnoliopsida; Poales; Poaceae
Source: RefSeq, a predicted model, not a curated record